GCAAGCGCCCAAGGUGCCGCCGCAGCGAUGUGACCUUCCGGGCUGCCAGGACAGGAUGACCGGAGCCAAUGCCCCGCGGCGCCCGCGGCUAACCACGGCUUACCAGGCGCUCUGACCUUGCGCGCUCCCAGCUCCGUCCCCGCCCCGGUACGGUCCAGCCCCGGCCCCCGCCAUGCCGCCACAGCCCGGGCCCGCCGCCGCCCUGGGCACCGCGCUGCUGCUGCUCCUGCUGGCCUCCGAGUCUGCGCACACCGUGCUGCUGCGGGCGCGGGAAGCGGCGCAGUUCCUGCGGCCCAGGCAGCGUCGCGCCUAUCAGGUCUUUGAAGAGGCCAAGCAGGGGCACCUGGAGCGGGAGUGCGUGGAGGAGCUGUGCACUAAGGAGGAGGCCCGGGAGGUGUUCGAGAACGACCCCGAGACGGACUACUUCUACCCACGAUACCUAGCGUGCAUCAGCAAACAUGGGUCUCCGUAUACCAAAAGCCCAGAUUUUGUCUCAUGUGUUCAAAAACUGCCUGACCAGUGCACUCCAAACCCCUGCAAUGUGGAAGGGACUCAAGACUGCCAAGACCUCAUGGGCAACUUCUUCUGCCUGUGCAAAGUUGGCUGGGGGGGCCGGCUCUGUGACAAAGAUGUCAACGAGUGCCACCAACAGAAUGGCGGCUGCAGCCAGAUCUGCCACAAUAAGCCAGGCAGCUUCCACUGCGCCUGCCACAGUGGCUUUGAGCUUUCCACAGACGGCAGGACCUGCCAAGACACAGAUGAGUGUGCGGCCCCUGAGGCCUGUGGAGAGGCGCGCUGCGAGAACCUGCCCGGCUCCUAUUCCUGCCCCUGCGACGAGGGCUAUGCAUACAGCCCCCAGGAGAAGGCCUGCCAAGAUGUGGACGAGUGUCUGCAGGGCCGCUGCCAGCAGGCCUGCAUCAACUCCCCAGGGAGCUACACUUGCCACUGUGAUGGACGCGGGGGCUUCAAGCUAUCCCUGGACAUGGACACCUGUGAGGACAUCCUGCCCUGUGUGCCCUUCGGUGUGGCCAAGAGUGUGAAGUCCUUGUACCUGGGCCGGAUGUUCAGCGGGACCCCUGUGAUCAGGCUGCGCUUCAAGCGGCUGCAGCCCACCCGGCUCGUGGCUGAGUUUGACUUCCGGACCUUUGACCCCGAGGGCGUCCUCUUCUUCGCCGGAGGCCGCCAGGACAGCACCUGGAUUGUGCUGGCCCUGCGGGCUGGCCGGUUGGAGCUGCAGCUACGCUACAAUGGUGUGGGCCGUGUCACCAGCAGUGGGCCUGUCAUCAACCAUGGCACGUGGCAGACAAUCUCCGUGGAGGAGCUGGAACGCAAUCUGGUGGUGAAGGUGAACAAGGAUGCUGUUAUGAAGAUAGCGGUGGCUGGGGACCUGUUUCAGCGGGACAGAGGCCUGUACCACCUGAAUCUCACCGUGGGUGGCAUCCCCUUCAAGGAGAAAGAACUGGUGCAGCCGAUCAACCCUCGUCUGGAUGGCUGCAUGAGGAGCUGGAAUUGGCUGAACAGUGAAGACACAAUUAUCCAAGAAACAGUGAAAGUGAACACGAAGAUGCAGUGCUUCUCUGUGACAGAGAAGGGGUCCUUUUACCCUGGGACAGGGUUUGCUUUCUAUAGCCUCAAUUACAUGCGGACUUCCUUGGACACGGGGACUGAAACCACCUGGGAGAUAAAAGUCAUGGCUCGGAUCCGUCCUGCCACUGACACAGGGGUGCUGCUUGCCCUCUGCGCACCUGACCACCGCACUGUGCCGCUCUCCGUGGCACUGGUCGACUACCACUCCACAAAGAAGCUCAAGAAACAGCUGGUGGUCUUGGCAGUGGAGAGCGUGGUGCUGGCCUUGGUAGAGAUCAAGGCCUGUGAUGGGCAGGAGCACGAGGUCUCUGUUUCCUUGAAGGAGGGCGAAGCCACCUUGGAGGUGGAUGGCACCCGUGGCUGGAGCGAGGCCAGUGCCACCCAGCUGCAGGAAAGGCUGGACACACUCAGGCGGCACCUGCAUGACCCAGUGCUAACCUUCACCGGGGGGCUGCCAGACGUGCCAGUGACCGCAGCGCCAGUCACAGCGUUCUACCGUGGUUGCAUGACGCUGGAGGUGAACAGGAGGCUGCUGGACCUCGAUGAGGCUGCAUACAAGCACAGUGACAUUACCUCCCACUCCUGCCCUCCAGUGGAGCCCACAGCGCCCUAGGCCCUGCUACAUGACACUCUGCAAGCAGGAUUCCUCAUGCCUUUCUCCUAAAACCCAGAAGGACAAUGGGCCUGAAUUACCUACCCCCCAGCUCUGCGGUUUAUCCAGAGAGUAGGGGGCUCUUCAGCAGAGCCUGUGCCUGUAAAUACCUGUAAAUAGACUGGGGGUGCUGGUCAACAGCGCCACCACAAGGUCCCGGGGAGAGCCCACCCGGUGUGGGAAGACUCAAAGAACAUAACGCUCUAUUAUUUUUAUUACCAAAUGCUUCUUUCUGACACUAAAACAUGGAAAAUAAAAUAUUUACAGAAAACUUUAA
Molecule: messenger RNA, 2516 nt
Organism: Otolemur garnettii (small-eared galago)
Lineage: Eukaryota; Metazoa; Chordata; Mammalia; Primates; Galagidae
Gene: GAS6
Product: growth arrest specific 6
Exons: 15
Coding region: 173-2200 (675 amino acids)
Cellular component (GO): extracellular region
Molecular function (GO): calcium ion binding
Source: RefSeq, a predicted model, not a curated record